Penaeus monodon (black tiger shrimp) is the source of this 395-nucleotide messenger RNA. RefSeq lists its product as uncharacterized. The transcript is spliced from 3 exons. The record is from RefSeq and is a predicted model, not a curated record. Lineage: Eukaryota; Metazoa; Arthropoda; Malacostraca; Decapoda; Penaeidae. Bases 15 to 395 code for a protein of 126 amino acids.
CUCUCAUCUUAAUCAUGCGCGCGCUACUCGUUGCAUUGGUCGUUCUCGCAGCCUUGGCCCUGGGUACUCACGCUUCUCCGGGUUUCAUGGGCAUGGGCGGAAAGGGAGACUACGACUACUACUACGAUGAGGGAGAGACCGUCAUCUACGUGCCAGUCCAGUACCCAGUCCACCAUUACUCCCAGUCCAGCUCGUAUGGCGGAGGAUUCCCGAUCAUGGGGGGCGGCGGUGGAGGAUACGGCAUGAUGGGAGUAACUUCUGUGUUACAGGAGUUACAUGGUGAAUCAAUGGCACAAUCACUUACUAAAAGUUCUGAGUCCAAUGGGACAUUCGAUGCAGGAAAGUACAAUCAGUACAGUCCAAAUGAAAUGAAUGAAACUUCGAAACCCUCCUAA